Molecule: messenger RNA, 672 nt
Organism: Metarhizium acridum CQMa 102
Lineage: Eukaryota; Fungi; Ascomycota; Sordariomycetes; Hypocreales; Clavicipitaceae
Source: RefSeq, a predicted model, not a curated record
AUGUCAUGGCCCACCUUCCCGUACGGAGCACAGUAUCAAGCACCAGUCGAUAAAAUCACGUCACUCGCCAUGUCUUGGAAAACUGUGCCCAUUGUACACACGCAGCUGUGGAAGGAUAGACGCGUCGACGAGAAAUACACGCCCGCCCGAUCAUCCCCCGCCGCAGCCGAAGCUACGUCCACACGACUUUCAUGCGGGUGUCGCACCAACAACGCGGGUCUGGCGGCCUGGUGUGUGCUGCAUAGCGAGCAAGUCCACAGCGAGGAAUCAACCGGGGAGUCAACGUCGUCGUUGUCAGCGGCCGGUCGUGGUGCCGGCGAGGUGCCCAGGAUCUUUGCGGCCGCGGCGACGGCUUCCCGGGACGAGAUGUUGCUGCUGCACUCUGAGCUGGGCGUGGUUUGUCGGGUUUCACAGGCGUUUGAGUGUGUCAGCGUGACGGACAGUGAGCGCGAGUAUCUGUACCGGAGAUUGUUCGAGGGCCUCAAGGAGCAGCAGCACGGGGUGAGCAGACAGAGCCAAUUGGACGAACUGCGGCAUCAUGAGCUGCUGGGAACGGCGGAUGAGGACGAGCGCGGGAAUGAGGAAAAAGACAGGCAGUUCCGGGCCUGGGUGUGGAGGGAGUUCAAUGGUUGGGUUGAGUCUAUGUAUCCUGACGGGAGUCGGAGUGCCUAA